This is a messenger RNA of Anthostomella pinea, 441 nucleotides long. The record is from the annotation of a GenBank genome assembly. Lineage: Eukaryota; Fungi; Ascomycota; Sordariomycetes; Xylariales; Xylariaceae.
AUGUCUUCCUUCCUCCGCACAGCUCUCCGCGCCGUCCCGCGCACCAGCGCCAGCUCCCUCGUCGGGCAGCGCGCAGCCUUCGGCGCGUCGGCGCGCCGCGACAUCGCCAAGAUCACGCUGGUCGGCAACCUGGCAGCGACGCCCGAGCUCAAGGCGACGGCAUCGGGGCGCGAGAUCAUCGAGUACGCGGUCGCGAGCAACGAUGGCCCGCGCGACAACCGCCACACCAGCUGGUUCAAGGUCGCCACGUUUGCCGAGGAGGGCGGCCGCCGCGACUUCUUGACUAGCCUGCCGAAGGGUUCUACGGUCUACGUCGAGGGCGACGCCAUCAUGAACACGUACACCGACACCGACGGCAAGACACGCUCCGGCCUGAGCAUCUACCAAAGAAACCUGGAAGUCCUCCGCCGGCCCACUCCUUCCUCCGAUUCUUCCGAGUAA